AGUCCGGUAACGCAACCACACCGUCAGCCUUCUGUAGCCAAACAACCCAGGAUAGGAUUCGCUCCAGUCUCUGUACCAAUGCCUAUCUGGUCGGGCCAUAACGCAUCAGCGAUCAACCGGAAUUUGUUCCCUUCAACGGUUAUGAUGGGAUUUCUAAAGCUAGCCUACCUGGCUCCUUGGAUAGGAUCAGCAUCAUAUUUCACUAUCUUCUAAUUGGAUCCACUAAAUAUAAAUACCUUUGUUUUUUCUAUUUGAUUUUUAAUACAAAAAAACAUUUAUAAAUUCUUCUGCGCCGAUCUCCGGCUUCCCUUCCGCCGUCUCCGCCGCUGCCUACUUCCUUCUCCUCUGGAGUUUCCUUUUCCCGUCGCCGGAGAAUAGAUGCAUUCACUCGGCCUAAAGCUUAAUCUCGCCCCGAUUCUUUUGUGAUACUUUGCGUCUCGAAGAGGGAGGCAUGGAUGGCGCUGGAGGAGACGGGGGCGGAGCCUCCGCGAAGGAAGCCGAAGAUACGACGGGCAACGCGGUUCACAGUGUCGGUGCCCCACCCCCGUUCUUGAGCAAGACGUACGAGUUGGUGGACGACCCGGCGACGGACGCCGUCGUGUCGUGGGGACCGGCCGACAACAGCUUUGUGGUGUGGAAUACCACCGAAUUCGCUAGAGACCUCCUCCCCAAGUUCUUCAAGCACAAUAACUUCUCUAGCUUCGUUCGCCAACUCAAUACCUAUGGUUUUAAAAAAGUUGAUCCUGAUCGAUGGGAGUUUGCCAAUGAAGGUUUCUUGAGAGGACAAAAACAUUUGUUGAGGUUGAUCAACAGAAGAAAAUCAACCCAUGCACAUAACCAGCAGCAGCAGCCACAAACACAGAAUACAAUUGAGGUGGGAAAAUUUGGUUUGGAGGAGGAGAUUGAGAGGCUUAAGAGAGACAAGAAUGUGCUCAUGCUGGAACUGGUUAGGCUGAGACAGCAGCAGCAAAGUACUGAUCAGCAGCUAAACACCAUGGGCCAGCGUCUCCAAGGUAUGGAUCAGCGCCAACAACAAAUGAUGUCAUUCUUGGCAAAGGCCAUGCAGAGCCCUGGAUUCCUAGCCCAGUUUGUGCAGCAAAAUGACUGCAAUAGACGCAUUGUUGGACUAAACAAAAAGCGGAAUAGGAAAGACAAGCUAGAGGUUGAAAGCACAAUGCAGGAUGGCCAAAUAGUUAAAUACCAACCCUUGAUAAAUGAAGCAGCAAAGGCAAUGUUGAUGCAGAUUCUAAAAUUUGACACCUCACAUAGGUUGGAUUCCUUUGGAAACUCGCAGAAUUACUUGAUUGACAAUUUUCAAUCCCCUAUUGAAGCUUUUGAUGGCAGAAGUCCACUAAAGAGGAUAUCAGGAGUUACACUAUCUGAAAUGCCUACAAGUUCAAACGAACCCUCCUUACCUACUAGCUCUGGGUGCUCGGCACUGCCCUCAUUAUCUGUGCCAUCUGAAAUCCAAGCUUCUAGUGUAGCAAAUGUUGCUCCGACUGACAUGCAUAAAACGAAUAUAUCUGGCAUCAUCACUCCACCCCAUACUCAACUUGGUGUCUCCGAAACUUCUCAAGUCCCUUCCAUGAUGCUUAAUGAACAUAAUCAUAGCUAUGUAGGACAGAAUGGAGGUAGCUUUCCUAUGAAUUAUAUUCCAGAUUUCAUGAAUGAGUUGCCUCAAAUUGAGACUGAAAAAUUUUGUUCUGAUGCUGAUAUGGAUAUAUUGAAUGAUGAUGAGAAGCUUCCAAGUGUCAGCGAUCCUUUCUGGGAACAACUCUUGACCGACAACCUACUUCUGGGAGAUGCUGAAGAGGUUGAUUCGGGCAUACAUGAAACUGAGGAUGCAAAGCUAGAAUCUGGAAUUGGUUGGGACAGUGCCCAUGAUAUGGAUCACCUCACAGAGUAGAUGGGUAAUUUUGGCUCACAGACCAAUAGGUAAGGCUGAAGAUUUCUGACACAAAUUUAUACUUUCUCAAGUCUGAGCAUUAGGAAUGGCUGGAUGCAAGUUAGAAAUCAUGACCAUACUCCUGCACUUUAAAAAUAUUUUCCUGCUUGUCUGUGAGUCGAGAAGUAUGUGAAAGAGUUUGUUUUUGGUUUGUAUGUUCAGAAUGUUCCACAUAAUCCACAUAAUUUAAGAUAUCA
Molecule: messenger RNA, 2142 nt
Organism: Zingiber officinale
Lineage: Eukaryota; Viridiplantae; Streptophyta; Magnoliopsida; Zingiberales; Zingiberaceae
Product: heat stress transcription factor A-1-like
Exons: 2
Coding region: 452-1906 (484 amino acids)
Biological process (GO): regulation of transcription by RNA polymerase II
Cellular component (GO): nucleus
Molecular function (GO): DNA-binding transcription factor activity; RNA polymerase II cis-regulatory region sequence-specific DNA binding
Source: RefSeq, a predicted model, not a curated record